Molecule: messenger RNA, 1817 nt
Organism: Physcomitrium patens
Lineage: Eukaryota; Viridiplantae; Streptophyta; Bryopsida; Funariales; Funariaceae
Source: RefSeq, a predicted model, not a curated record
UACGCGGCCCCUCUAAUUCUCACUUGUUUCCGAAACUCAGUCGUGGUUUCUCUAAUUCCAACCAUCAUUUCUCACGAAUCUUCAGUAUGUCCUGUGCUUUUACGAACCAGAAUUCAUUUAGUUGACGUUCAGUUUUCUGCAAUCUGCGUGAGAUUUUCCAGUUUCUUUUGUGGAGAGUAAACUUGCUGCUAGUUUUGGUUGCUGCGGCCUGUUCUGUCGAUUCUGUGAAUUCGUUUCUGCGGCGAAAGUUUUGGGGGAGUGACGGUAGCGUUGGGAGUUUCUGCGAGUGGCGAGGAGGGAGGAUUUGGAGAAUGUGUUCGCAGAGGGUUUAGUUACGAUCUGUGACUGCAUUUUGGUGUGAAGCAUUUGGAGCGCCUUGUGGUUGUAGAACUCGAAUGGAAACCUCUUUGUCUUUCUUCUGAGUUGCGGAUUAUAUUGGAAGAGUCGGAAUUUACAGUAGGGUUUAAGCUGCUGUUCUAAUACUUUUCAACCUGCAGAGAUUUUGGACCAGCUUACGACGAUUUACAUCGCGGAUUUUUCGGAGUUUCAGUCUUUCGCUGAAUUUAAUGUGGUUCCAGCAGUGUCACGUAUAAUACCGGUAAUUGCAACGAAGCAUUUCGUUCUCUUGAUUGUAACUGGAGAACACUUCGCAAUUUGUCAAUGACAGGUUUAACCACCUUCCUGCCUUUCCUCCGUGGAACACUUCUAGGACUUAAGCUUGGUGUACGCCAGCGGCAUGUUCUACCAGAUUCUCAUCGUAUAGUUGAAGCGUCUCUUGCCCGUGCUCACGUUCAGUGCUUCUCUCUGCGAGCAUGUCGCGCAUCGAAAGCGAGUGACGCUAGUACAGUGUGUGUCGAAAGCUCUGGUCGAAGCUUGGAGUGGUUAGCCAGCAAGACUCCGAUAAGAUCUUACGCUUCUUCUGCUGAUGCAAUGAAUGCAACCGUUUCGUCUUCUAAGCAGAGUCAGGUGUUGAAGGAGUUAGAAAAGGUAUUAGGAUCGCCCUUGGACACCCAACCUCAAGCUCCUCCUCCGAAUCCCCUUGUGGUAGUCAUAAGUGGCCCCAGCGGUGUUGGCAAAGAUGCCGUUAUUAAGAGGUUGCAGGAGAUUCGAAAUGAAAUUCACUUCGUGGUCACAGCUACUACGCGACCAAAACGGCCGGGUGAAGUAGAAGGAGUAGACUAUUAUUUUAUGAGUAAGCCAGAGUUUCUCGACUUGAUUGCUCGGAACGAGCUUAUUGAGCACGCCUUGGUAUAUGGUGAUUAUAAGGGAGUCCCAAAGAAACAGGUGAGGGAGUGUAUGAGCACAGGUCAGGAUGUACUACUUCGACUGGACAUUCAAGGGGCUGCAACAGUUCGAAAACUUUUUGGGCAGGAGGCGGUCUUCAUCUUUUUGGUGGCUGAGAGUGAAGUUGCCCUUGUUGAGCGACUAGUGGAACGAAAAACCGAAAGUAUUGACAAGCUGUUGGUCAGAGUGGCCACGGCACGAGAGGAGGUCAAACAUAUAAAUGAAUUCGACUACGUGGUUGUAAAUGCAGACGGCCAGCUGGAGCGAACGGUCUCUCAUCUUUGUUCGAUCAUUGAUGCUGAAAAAGCCCGUGUACAACAACGUCAUGCUCAAUUUUAGAAAUAUCCAAGGCUCAUUUUGGGUAGAAAUUCUUUCAUUCCUACGAUCUGCGAUGUGUGUAGUUCAUUCUUUUUUCAGUAGUUGUCCUUGAGCCAAAGAUACUUGGGUAAUUUUGUCUGGUCACUCAUUCAAUAGGUAUCUUUACCUUACUUUGUACUUAAUUCAGUAAGGUUGAGCACCAUUUUUUUAUCUUA